Cynocephalus volans (Philippine flying lemur) is the source of this 1087-nucleotide messenger RNA. It is a transcript of the gene NTHL1, whose product is annotated as nth like DNA glycosylase 1. NCBI's taxonomy places the organism in Eukaryota, Metazoa, Chordata, Mammalia, Dermoptera, Cynocephalidae. The coding region runs from base 9 to 983 and encodes 324 amino acids. Gene Ontology annotation, cellular component: nucleus. The transcript has 7 exons. Gene Ontology annotation, biological process: nucleotide-excision repair; base-excision repair; base-excision repair, AP site formation. Gene Ontology annotation, molecular function: DNA binding; DNA-(apurinic or apyrimidinic site) endonuclease activity; oxidized pyrimidine nucleobase lesion DNA N-glycosylase activity. The record is from RefSeq and is a predicted model, not a curated record.
AGUCCGGCAUGAACACGUUGUGCGUGGCCAGGGUGGCUCGCAGCCGGAGCCGUGGACCGGGGGCCGGGUCGCGGGGGCGCGGGGAGGAUCCUGCGCCACUCCGGAGGACAGAGGCGGCUGCAGAAGGAAGGAAAGGCCACAGCCCUGUGAAGGGUCAGCGGAAGACACAGAGACUGCAUGUGGCCUAUGAGGCCUCAGGUGGUGAGAAAGGUGAGAGCACCAAGCCCCUCAAAGUGCCGGUCUGGGAGCCCCAGGACUGGCAGCAGCAGCUGGCCAAUAUCCGUGCCAUGAGGAGCAGAAAGGAUGCGCCUGUGGACCAGCUGGGGGUCGAGCACUGCUACGACCUCCAUGCCCCUCCGAAGGUGCGGAGGUACCAGGUGCUCCUGUCGCUGAUGCUUUCUAGCCAGACCAAAGACCAGGUGACGGCGGGUGCCAUGCAGCGGCUGCGGGCCCGGGGCCUGACAGUGGACAGCAUCCUGCAGACAGAUGACGGCACACUGGGCAAGCUCAUCUACCCCGUAGGCUUCUGGAGAAACAAGGUGAAAUACAUCAAGCAGACCAGUGCCAUCCUGCAGCAGGACUAUGGCGGGGACAUCCCAGCCUCUGUGGCAGAGCUGGUGGCGCUGCCAGGAGUAGGGCCCAAGAUGGCACACUUGGCCAUGGCUGUGGCCUGGGGCACCGUGUCAGGCAUCGGAGAGGGAGGCAGAGCUAGGACUGCAGUUGGCCAGAGCAGCCGGAUGAGAGGAGGCUGUGCAGUGGACACACAUGUGCACAGAAUUGCCAACCGACUUCAGUGGACCGAGAAGGUGACCAAGUCCCCAGAGGAGACCCGGGCCGCCCUGGAGGAGUGGCUGCCCAGGGAGCUGUGGGGCGAGAUUAACGGACUGUUGGUGGGCUUCGGCCAGCAGACCUGUCUGCCCAUCCACCCUCGCUGCCAGGCCUGCCUCAACCAGGCUCUGUGCCCGGCUGCCCGGCGCCUCUGAGGCCAUGGGACUCCAGCCUGGGUACUGCUCUGGCCGCUGUCUGUGAAGUGUCCUUGCUUGGGGAGCUGCUGCCUGUUUCACAAUAAAGCUUAGGAGUUUUUGCA